GUGGUCUUUGUUUUUCCCACGCUUUCCAAAGGGUCGCCUGGCUCCUCCCGGCAUCUGGACCUGUCUGGGCAAGGCCUCUGAGGAAGGACUCAACUUGUGAGGGAAGGGAUGGUUCUUAAAGAAGCUAGACGGACUUAGGAGCCCUCAGAAAGGACUUGGCAGCUGAGCAAGAAGCUCUGGGUCAAGAUGGGAAAUCAAAGCUUGCUUGGGCUGGAAGCAGAAAAUGGCCCUGAGGCCAUCCCAGCUGGGAGCAGAGAGGAAUUCUGGGAAAGACCUGUGGGAAAGAUCCUGGCUGAUGGCAGCACCAGCUCAGAUGUCCGUUGCCUGCACUUCAGGCAGUUCCGCUACCAGGAGGCCGAGGGGCCCCGAGAGACAUGCAACCGACUCCACCAUCUUUGCCAGCUGUGGCUGAAACCAGAAAGGCACAGCAAGAAGGAGAUGCUGGACCUGGUGCUCCUGGAGCAGUUCCUGGCCGUCCUGCCCCCAGAGAUGGAGAGCUGGGUCAGGGAAUGUGGGCCGGAGACCUGUUCCCAGGCGGUGGCCCUGGCGGAAGGCUUCCUCCUGAGCCAGACAGAAGAUGAGAAGCAAGGAAGACAGUGCCAGGACCCAUCUAGAGGGGCUGAUGCUUUUCCUGGAGCAGAGAAGGCACCAUCCGAUCCAAGGCACAGGCCAUUCUCCUGGGGAACCAAAUGGGACAACGAUGGAAGUGUCAACCAGCUGGGCAGUGGAAGGACACUGGUAGGUCGUUCUGGACCUUCGAGCCUUUGUGGUGGACUGGAAGCUGCCUCCGAGCCACCGGAUCAGGGUCAGGUGACUCUAGAGGAGGUGUCCAUCUCUUUCACCCCGGAGGAGUGGGCUCUGCUGGAUCCGGGCCAAAGGGCUCUGCACUGGGAGGUCAUGGUGGAAAACUACAGGAAUGUGGCCCAUCUCGCAGAUGCAGUGUGGGAGUCAGCAACUGAAUAUCCAGUGACAGAAAGAGAAUGCCUAUAUUCAGAUGAGGAGGAGAACAUUGAAUAUUGUGAUGUAUUGAGGACGGAGGAGGAGGAGGAGGAAAAAACUCUUAAUGGGAGGGGAAAUCCUGAUAUUUUACAAGAUGAAAGUUCUCAAGAAAUUUCACCCCUUCAAAAACUAUACAAGGAAGGUUAUAGGAAUGAGAACACUGGAAGUGGGGGGAAAGUAUCUGAUAUUAAUAUGCAAUUGACCGCCCAUAACACAUGGAAAAUAUUUAAAUGCCUGGCAUGUGGGAAAGCCUUUGGGAGGAAAGAUAAACUAGCUUCCCACCAAAGAAUUCACACAGGGGAGAAACCAUACAAAUGCUUGGAGUGUGGGAAAGCCUUUGGGCGGAAAAAUAAUCUAGCUUCCCAUCAAAGAAUUCACACAGGGGAGAAGCCAUAUAAAUGCCUGGAGUGUGGGAAAGCCUUUGGGUGGAAAAAUAAUCUAGCUUCCCACCAAAGAAUUCACACAGGGGAGAAACCAUAUAAAUGCCUGGAGUGUGGGAAAAGUUUCAAUAUGAGUGGAAAGCUUAAUUGUCAUAAAAGAAUUCACACAGGGGAGAAACCAUAUAAAUGCCUGGAGUGUGGGAAAAGCUUCAGGCUGAGUGGAAAUCUUAAUUCCCAUCAAAGAAUUCACACAGGGGAGAGACCAUAUAAAUGCCUGGAGUGUGGGAAAGGCUUCACUGAAAGUGGAAGUCUUAAUUCCCAUCAGAGAGUUCACACAGGGGAGAAACCAUACAAAUGCCUGCAAUGUGGGAAAAGCUUCACUAAGAGAGCAAGCCUUAAUUCCCAUCAAAGAAUUCACACAGGGGAGAAACCUUAUAAAUGCCUGGAGUGUGGGAAAGCCUUUGGGUGGAAAGGUCAUCUAGCAACCCACCAAAGAAUUCACACAGGGGAGAAGCCAUAUAAAUGUCUGGAGUGUGGGAAAAGCUUCACUAGGAGUGAAAACCUUAAUUCCCAUCAAAGAAUUCACACAGGGGAGAAACCAUAUAAAUGCCUGGAGUGUGGGAAAGCCUUUGGGCGGAAAAAUAAUCUAGCUUCUCACCAAAGAAUUCACACAGGAGAGAAACCGUAUAAAUGCCUGGAAUGCUGGAAAAGCUUCAGUGAGAGUAGAAGCCUUAAUUACCAUCAAAGAAUUCACACAGGGGAAAAACCAUAUAAAUGUCUGGAGUGUGGGAAAAGCUUCACUAAGAGUGGAAGCCUUAAUUACCAUCAAAGAAUUCACAUAGGGGAGAAACCUUAUAAAUGCCUGGAGUGUGGGAAAGCCUUUGGGCGGAAAGAUAAUCUAGCUUCCCACCAAAGAAUUCACACAGGGGAGAAACCAUACAAAUGCUUGGAGUGUGGGAAAAGCUUCAGGCUGAGUGGAACUCUUAAUUCCCAUCAAAGAAUUCACACAGGGGAGAAACCAUAUAAAUGCCUGGAGUGUGGGAAAGCCUUUGGGCGAAAAAAUUAUCUAACUUACCACCAAAGAAUUCACACGGGGGAAAAGCCAUAUAAAUGCCUGGAGUGUGGGAAAAGUUUCAGUCUGAGUGAAAAGCUUAAUUGUCAUCAAAGAAUUCACACAGGGGAAAAACCAUAUAAAUGCUUGGAGUGUGGGAAAAGCUUCAGGAUGAGGGGAGAGCUUACUUGUCAUCAAAGAAUUCACACAGGGGAGAAACCAUAUAAAUGCCUGGAGUGUGGGGAAAGUUUCACUAAGAGUGGAAGCCUUAAUUCCCAUCAAAGAAUUCACACAGGGGAGAAACCAUAUAAAUGCCUGGAGUGUGGGAAAACCUUUGGGCGGAAAAGUUAUCUAGCAACCCAUCAAAGAAUUCACACUGGGGAGAAGCGAUAUAAAUGUCUGGAGUGUGGGAAAAGCUUCACUAGGAGUGAAAGCCUUAGUUCCCAUCAAAGAAUUCACACAGGGGAGAAACCAUAUAAAUGCUUGGAGUGUGGGAAAGCCUUUGGGCGGAAAAAUAAUCUAGCUUCUCACCAAAGAAUUCACACAGGAGAGAAACCGUAUAAAUGCCUGGAGUGUGGGAAAAGCUUCAUUGAGAGUAGAAGCCUUAAUUACCAUCAAAGAAUUCACACAGGGGAGAAACCAUAUAAAUGCCUGGCAUGUGGGAAAGCCUUUGGGAGGAAAAAUAAUCUAAUUUCCCACCAAAGAAUUCACACAGGGGAGAGACCAUACAAAUGCAUGGAGUGUGGGAAAGCCUUUGGGUGGAAAUCUCAUCUAGCUUCCCACCAAAGAAUUUGCAGAGUGAAGAAACCAUAUAAAUGUUCCGAGUGUGGGGAAAGCUUCAGUGAAAGUGGAACACUUACUGACCAUCAAAGAAGCCACACAAGAGAAACCAUGUAAAUUCCUGGCAUGUACAAACCCCUUUGGGUAGAAAGGAAUUCUAACUUCUUUUGAAGUGAACACCUUACUCGCUAUCAGGGUAGAUGGAGAUGGCAGAGAAGCUGUAGCAAAAUCAGAGUUAAUCUGAAUCCCUAUGAGUCCCCAGCCUCAAUCAUCCUUGUUUUUAGGAUUUAUUGGAUGGGUGGCCAUCUUGUCACUUGGCAUAACAUUGGAGGGGGGGAUGUAGAAAUGGCCUCCACUCCUCUACCCCCCCCCCCCGGGUUGUUGGCUCUCCACUUCGACCAAGAAAAGGAUCCCAAGGUGUCAGAUGGGGUGAUUCAAGAGCUCUCUUUCAGUCUCUGCCUUCUUUUCAUUCUCAUGGAGCUGUCCUCAGGUGUAUAGAAAACCAUACAGUUGGUAUUACACUAUUUUACUGUUAUUCGUUACACUAUUAAGUGCAGGAGUGUAAAUUUGUAAUCCCAUUUUAUUAAACUGUUGAUUGACUA
Messenger RNA from Eublepharis macularius, 3812 nucleotides. Its product is annotated as zinc finger protein 420-like. Lineage: Eukaryota; Metazoa; Chordata; Lepidosauria; Squamata; Eublepharidae. The coding region runs from base 187 to 3327 and encodes 1046 amino acids. Gene Ontology annotation, molecular function: DNA-binding transcription factor activity, RNA polymerase II-specific; RNA polymerase II cis-regulatory region sequence-specific DNA binding. Gene Ontology annotation, biological process: regulation of transcription by RNA polymerase II. The record is from RefSeq and is a predicted model, not a curated record. The transcript is spliced from 8 exons.